AUGGCUGCCUGGCCAUGCAGGGUGGGGGUCUACCGGCCUGGAGCCUGUCCUCGCUCGCCGGCGCGCCUGCCGGGCAGCCUGGGGCAGCUGCGACCCUGGAAAAAGGCAGGGUGCUGUGUGGAACUGAUGCUGCUGCUGCUGGCCGGGGAGCUGUCCCUGGGCGGCGGCUGCCCGCGGGACUGCGUGUGCUACCCCGCACCCAUGACGGUCAGCUGCCAGGCGCACAACUUCGCCGCCAUCCCCGAGGGCAUCCCGGAGGACAGCGAGCGCAUCUUCCUGCAGAACAACCGCAUCACCCUCCUCCAGCAGGGCCACUUCAGCCCCGCUAUGGUCACCCUGUGGAUCUACUCCAACAACAUCACCUUCAUCGACCCCGGCACCUUCGAGGGCUUCGUGCACCUGGAGGAGCUGGACCUUGGCGACAACCGGCAGCUGCGGACGCUGGCGCCGGAGACCUUCCAGGGCCUCGUGAAGCUGCACGCCCUCUACCUCUAUAAGUGCGGGCUCAGCGCCCUGCCCGCAGGCAUCUUCGGUGGACUGCACAGCCUGCAGUACCUCUACCUGCAGGACAAUCACAUCGAGUACCUGCAGGACGACAUCUUUGUGGACCUGGUCAACCUCAGCCACCUGUUCCUGCAUGGCAACAAGCUGUGGAGCCUGGGCCAGGACACGUUCCGGGGGCUGGUGAACUUGGACCGGCUGCUGCUGCACGAGAACCAGCUGCAGUGGGUCCACCACAAGGCUUUCCACGACCUCCGCAGGCUGACCACCCUCUUUCUCUUCAACAACAGCCUCUCCGAGCUGCAGGGCGACUGCCUGGCGCCCCUGGGAGCCCUGGAGUUCCUCCGCCUCAACGGGAAUGCUUGGGACUGCGGCUGCCGGGCGCACUCCCUGUGGGAAUGGCUGCGGAGAUUCCGGGGCUCCAGCUCUGCCGUCCCCUGCGCGUCCCCCGAGGCGCGGCAAGGCCAGGACCUGAAGCUGCUGAGGGCCGAGGACUUCCGGAACUGCACGGGGCCAGCCUCCCCGCACCAGAUCAAGUCGCACACGCUCACCACCACCGACCGGGCCGCCCGCAAGGAGCACUACCCGCCCCGGGGCUCUGCCAGGGACAGGGGCCACCCGCAUGGCCACCUGCCCGGCUCCCGCCCAGGCCACCGGAAGCCGGGCAAGAACUGCACCAGCCACAGGAAUCGCAACCAGGUGUCCAAGGCGGGCACCGGGAAGCAGGCCCACGAGCUGCAGGACUACGCCCCUGACUACCAGCACAAGUUCAGCUUUGACAUCAUGCCCACUGGGCGGCCCAAGAGGAAGGGCAAGUGUGCCCGCAGGACCCCCAUCCGUGCCCCCAGCGGGGUGCAGCAGGCCUCCUCGGGCAGUUCCCUGGGAGCCUCCCUCCUGGCCUGGAUACUGGGGCUGGUGGUCACUCUCCGCUGAGGACCUGGGGCGCCAGCACCCAGCACUGCCACGUGUCCACCAAGGAACAGAAUCUCUUUUCUUUUUUUUUAACAAGGGGAGGAUCUGCUGGGUUUCAGGCAAGUUGGUAAGGUCUUCGGCUGCUGUCUGGGCCCUGCCCGGUGGAUUAUAAACCCAAAGUGUACAGCCCCAAAGUGGGAAGGGAUUAGUGAGCACAUCACACCCAGCUGUCCAGCCAGGCCCUGCCGAGCGCCCACGGACAGCAUCCAUCCAGCAAGGUGGUUAAAGCCCGCAAAAGGAAUCCUUCAUUAGCAACAAUGGGACAGUGCCCCACAGGAGCUGGGCUCUGUGGAAUCCCAGUCAUUGGAGAGGUCUCAAGGGCCCCCGCCAUCCCUGGAGGAAGCAGGACUCAGAGGAGAAGAGCUGAGGCUCACCCAAGAGGCUGGGUGUCCCAGCUGUCUGGGAGCAUGGAAGCAGGUGGUAUUUUGGCUCUUGCCUGAGGCCACGGAGUCUACCUGCCCUCACUCCGACCCUCAACCCCUCCCUCGGGGAUAACGCCUCUCGUUCCUGAUGUCUCAGGCAGCCCUGGCAGACCCAGGCCCAGCCGCUGGGCUCCAAGAACCAAUUACCAAAGGAAAGAUCAUCAGAGGCUGAAAUUCAGAACUGCAUCAAGUGCAGUGAGAUUCUCACAGGAGGUGCAGUUUUAUAGCUACGUCCACUUAUAUAUAUACACACUCUCCACAUAUAGAUACACACAACUGCCCAGGGCCCCGCCCCCCGCCCCCCCCCCAACUGUAUGUCUUCUCAUGUUUAUAAACUAUACGGAGAACUAUGAACUAAGGAUUGUAUUGGUGAUUUCUAGCAAGAAAAGAGUUACAGGGUUUUUGUCUAGAAUCCCAACCUGGCAACAACAGUCCUCGUUGUAACCUGUGCUUGCCAGGGCCUAGGGCAAAGGGUCAGUGGGAAGGGCCAGAGAGAAGAAGGGGAGGCAGCAAGAAUCACUUCAGGGGACCAAUCUUCUUCGAUGUUUAGAGCAUCACCUUGUUUUUAUAUGCAACGCAAGUCCAGCUGCCGCCCCAGAGCACCCCAUCACCCCCACUGUACUAGGUGUUGUCAGGGCCAGAAGCGAGAAGCAGCUCAUUGGACAUCAGGGAGCCAGGCCCUGGGGACGGGCUUCACGGAGAAGGGGACGGAAGGGGCUCUGGGUCUUUUUUGCCAACGGGCAGGCAGCAUCCACAGUGUCAGCCCAACAGGCUGGGCAGUGUCAUCAGCCUAGCGUUUUUGCCAGCAAUGGUCUGGACAGGCCAGGGAGACUCCGGGCAUGAGCCCAGGCCUCCAGCAUGGCUCAGCUGCUGAAUUUUUCCUUGAGGCUCUUUGAUGGCCGUCCCAGCAAGGGUCCUGUGUAGGCGGCAGGAGGGAAAGCAUCAGGUGGCCUUAGCAGAAGGGGAACAAAGAGGGCAUUUCAAGAACCAUCUCAGGCACUUCUGCAUUAUGGAGGCCGCAGCCCUCCUGGCCCUUCUGAACACGCCCAGGGACGGGCAGAGGUGGGGGAGGGGGCCAGACUCAGGGGUCAGGAGUGGGGACGUGCCAGGCAUGGAACAGGCAAGCCCAGCGAGGGGACAGUGGCUCCAGUCAAGGUUGGCCAUGCUGCCGGCCAGGGCCCCGGCAGGCGCAAUCUCCUCUGAGCUUUGCACAAACCUGAAUUCCCCACCAGAGAGGAUGUGUGUGAGGAGCAAGAAACACCGAAUCCAAUCAAGAGAGGAAAAUAAUAAUAAAAAAAUUUCUCUUGGACAAGAA
Messenger RNA from Leptonychotes weddellii (Weddell seal), 3210 nucleotides. NCBI's taxonomy places the organism in Eukaryota, Metazoa, Chordata, Mammalia, Carnivora, Phocidae. The record is from RefSeq and is a predicted model, not a curated record.